Exophiala oligosperma is the source of this 792-nucleotide messenger RNA. RefSeq lists its product as uncharacterized. The transcript has a single exon. Bases 1 to 792 code for a protein of 263 amino acids. Gene Ontology annotation, molecular function: copper ion binding. NCBI's taxonomy places the organism in Eukaryota, Fungi, Ascomycota, Eurotiomycetes, Chaetothyriales, Herpotrichiellaceae. The record is from RefSeq and is a predicted model, not a curated record.
AUGGCACUUUUGGAAAUAGCAUGUUUCAACCUUGAUUCUGCCAUCACCGCUAUUGAGUCCGGAGCAGAUCGAGUCGAAUUGUGUGACAAUGCCGAUCUGGGAGGCACUACACCCCAAGAUGUGAUGAGAUGGAUCUCUGAAAUUCGAUCAAGAACUUUGACCAACAGAUCCAAUCCUGAUGGCCUCCUUCUCCCUCCAAUCAACGUCAUGGUACGUCCUAGAGGUGGAACUUUUAUUUAUACCGACAAAGAAUAUGAGGAGAUGAAGAAAACAAUCAUCUCGCUCAAGACCUCCGGGUUAGUCGAUGGUUUCGUGUUUGGUAUUCUUCUUCUUCUCAAGACCAGUGAUGACGGUGGCGGCACCACCACCGCGUCCUCGUCGAUCGAGGUCGCCAUCGAUAUCGAUAGAACAAAAAAAUUGGUCGAACUAGCUCACCCUUUACCUUGCACUUUCCAUCGAGCUUUUGACGAGGUGGAAAACCUGUCGAGGGCACUGGAGGAUGUAAUAUCAUGUGGCAUCACUACCGUCCUCACUUCUGGUGGGACCGUCAAUGCCGUCCAGGGAGCAGAGGUUUUAGGACAACUCGUCCAGGAGGCCGCGGGAAGAAUCACCGUCAUGCCAGGAGGAGGUGUUAGGUCUACAAAUCUAAAAAUGUUGCACCAAACAAUCAACUCCUCAGCAUAUCAUUCUUCGGCCUUGAUCGCACCAGAGUCCGUCGUCACUGACAAGGAGGAAAUUCUGCGCAUGUUGGAGAUUUUACGACCGGAGGCGACGACGACGACGACAGAUUGA